AUGUCCCGCCGACCUACAUCCACGGUCGCUUCAGGCUCCGACAGUCAUUCCAACCCAAGCGAGAACGCCAACCAUCUCUCUCCCUCUACUGAACAGCUCCCUGGCGAAUCCGCUACUCUGAUUUCACGGUCCAGCAUCAUCACUAAUUCUCAGCUCCUGAACGUCCAGGAACAGAACGAUGAUCGGGACAACGACCUGGACAACACACAGAUCAACAGCGCAACCUUCUAUGACGCUGACGACGAACAUAGGUCACAAUCUCCUGAUUCCCACAGCGGCUCUUGCACUACAAAAACGUCGUCGAAUACAUUCAAGAGCCGACCGAUAACGGAGCCGACAUUCCCAUUCAGCAGCCAGGCCAUAGCCUGGAUGGAGGCCACCUAG
Molecule: messenger RNA, 384 nt
Organism: Neurospora tetraspora
Lineage: Eukaryota; Fungi; Ascomycota; Sordariomycetes; Sordariales; Sordariaceae
Exons: 1
Coding region: 1-384 (127 amino acids)
Source: RefSeq, a predicted model, not a curated record